AUGAAGAUGUCGCCAAUCCUGAUAUCUCUGGCCGUUUUCUCGAUUCCAUCUGUCGCAAGGAGGGCGACAGAAGACGGCCACCGAUACUUCCGACACGCUCGCGACGAGCCGAGUCGAACAGCUCGACCGUGUCCUACACCUGCAGAAGCCAAAGUCGCGCGGCGGACGCCAAAUCCACUUGUGCCGACCUAUAAGGGCGUCAGCGGUGAUAUGUAUGGCCAAGGCAGUACUUAUGAUGAGAGUAAUGAGUAUAAUAAGGUCAGCAAGUAUGGUCAGAGCAAUGAUUACGCCCAAGGAAAAGUGCACGGUGAGACGAGUGAGUAUAGUCAGGGUUAUACAGAUGAUCAAGACAAAGGCAACGAGCAAGGUGAUGUACAACUGGACUCUCGGCUGAGUACACAGACUGGUUCAACCAGCUAUACGGUCUGCGAGCAAUUGCCAUUGAACCAACGAAGGGAGAGUCAAGAGCAGAUGCAGGUGAACCAACAGCAGAAUCAGUAUCCCUCGCAGGUCGAAGGGACUUACACGGCCAAUCAAAGAUGUUCUGCAAUACUCAGCAGACAUCGAGAGCGAUGCGAGGAGGAGCAGCGAGUCUAUGAAGGUGACAACUCGCACCAUAAGCCUCCGUCGCACUACAAGCAGAUUGCUGCUAACAAGAAUGCCAUGCCGGGGAAUGGUUUGCAAGCCAACGCAAAUAACAACAACUACGGCGCUGUCACGCCCAGGCCGACACCAACGCCAACAGCAACUAGCUACUCCUUUCAGCCGAACCUCGAGUGCCAUGUAGCUGAGAUGUCAAUGGCCACGGCAAUGGAGAAGGUAUGGUGCACAUGCAAUAAUUCCCAGGUCCGCCCACUCUACAGUGGCAGCGACCCCAUCUUCAGUGGUGCUGCCUGUCCCGCAACAUUUCAGUUCGAGAACGGCCCGACGACACCGGAUGGGAUGGAUCAGUACGUGCUUACGCAGUCCAGCGACGGAACUGUGUGGAAAUGUCAAUACACUACGCAGAUCCCAGGAGAGCGUGACGUCCGCGUGAGUUGUCUCCCUGGCAAGCGCUUGAAAUUCAUCUGCAUGGUCGUGCUAAUGGCCCAAUGCAACCCACAGUGCCUCAACCCCUCGAUCAUCCACCUCCCGCACCCUCACCUCAGUGUCCAACAAGCCACAGGCGCCAACGUCUACCUCGGCAACCUAUCCUCCACCGACCUCUCCGCCAGCCUAAGCAACAUGAUAGUAACCUCCUGCACCCUCCCCAUGACAACCCCGAUCGGCAACGCCCCGAGCACCGCCCUCGUCUGCCCAACCGCCAUGACCAUCCCAGGUAUAACCUACGUGAAAGAACUCGACGAUCCACGCUUCUACUCCGGGGACCUCGUGGCCGAGAUCAUCGGGAAUACUUUCUUCCCUUCCCCUGAAGUCCUGGAGAUCCUAGCUAGAGCUUGGGCAACUAUAGCCAACGUCACCGUGACGGAAAAGUCGGAUCAGCUCUGCACGAACCUCAAACGCGGCGUUCAGAAUAUAGGUCGAGGAUCUUCCUUCCACUAUCUCGACGAUUUUCCCAUAUGUAAGAUGGCGGCCGAAUGGCUGAUGCUCUGGUCCAAUGAUCAGGUCGAAGGGAGUCAAGGCGUGGAUGCUCAACUCUGGGUCCGGCUGAAGUUCGAGAUGGAUCCGAAUAGAAAGGAUAAUCCAUGGGACGAUGAUGUGUGUAAGGCGGCGAUGGCGGUGGGCAUUGUGGAGAUCAUCGCGUGUAUCCUUUUCCCGCCUACCUGUGAGGUUGUUGGGGCGGCGGCGGCGGCGUUGAGUUUUGUUUGUAAUGCUGGGUCGUCUUCGUAG
Messenger RNA from Recurvomyces mirabilis, 1830 nucleotides. RefSeq lists its product as uncharacterized. The record is from RefSeq and is a predicted model, not a curated record. The transcript has a single exon. Bases 1 to 1830 code for a protein of 609 amino acids. NCBI's taxonomy places the organism in Eukaryota, Fungi, Ascomycota, Dothideomycetes, Mycosphaerellales, Teratosphaeriaceae.